UGUCAUUCUCAAAGCGGCUUGUCAUUGAAAAUUGCAAUUUAUUUUGUUGAGUUUCAGUAUUUUACCGAUAAAAUUGUUUUGAUUCUUAAGUAAAUAUGGCUUUUAUGGGAGAUUAUAUGAUGCCAGCUCCCUUAUGGCAGAAUGGCCCAUCGCCCGGGGCGUUUUACAACUUCCCUGGAAACUCAUCAACUCAUCAACCAUCAAAACACACAGUUCAGGAUUUCAGAUCACACUCAGCUACGCCUAUAACGACCACAACCACGGUUAUCGGUGUAAAGUUUGACAAAGGCUGUGUCAUUGCUGCAGACACCCUAGGGUCAUAUGGUUCUCUAGCCAGGUUCCGCGACUGCUCCCGAGUGUUGAAAGUCAAUGACCUUAUUUUACUAGGCUCCGGUGGAGAUUAUGCUGACUAUCAAUACUUGAAGGACAUCAUUGAACAGAAAAUUAUUGAUGAGCAAUGCAUUGGUGAUGGUCUGAUGCUGAAGCCCCGCUCCCUGCACUGCUGGCUGACCCGUGUUCUGUACAACAAGCGCAGCAAGAUGGACCCCCUCUGGAAUAACUAUGUUGUUGCUGGAAUACAGGAUGGUGAGCCCUUCCUAGGUGCAGUCGACAAGCUGGGUACGGCUUACGAGGAUGCUGCUAUUGCCACUGGGCUCGGAGCUUACAUGGCCACUCCUUUGAUAAGAGAUGCGUUGGAAAAGGGACCUCUAAAUGAGGAGUCUGCAAAGGCCCUAGUCCGCAAGUGUAUGGAGGUGCUGUUCUACCGCGACGCUCGCUCGUUUCCCCGGUAUCAGAUGGGAGUGGUGACGGCUGCCGGAGUCACUGUGGAUGAGCCCGUCGAACUCAAACACGACUGGUCCCUCGCACACAUGAUUCAUAUGAAGUGAAUAUAAUGUUAUUUUUUAUGGAA
Messenger RNA from Aricia agestis (brown argus), 910 nucleotides. RefSeq names its product proteasome subunit beta type-4 (gene Prosbeta7). The transcript is spliced from 5 exons. Gene Ontology annotation, cellular component: proteasome core complex. The coding region runs from base 96 to 887 and encodes 263 amino acids. The record is from RefSeq and is a predicted model, not a curated record. Lineage: Eukaryota; Metazoa; Arthropoda; Insecta; Lepidoptera; Lycaenidae.